AUGCCAGUAAUUGCAAUAAAGAAUUUGGACGUUUCGCUUGAAACACUUACUGCUAUCUCACUGUUUGGUGAGCUAUCGGAGUUCUAUCAUUCGUGUUCAGCUCGAACAACCAAACCGACAGAGCUUGUUUCAGUAAACCAGAAUCACUUUAUUGCACUUUAUAACGAAGCUAUCAACGCUGAAACACCACCAUGGAUUUCAUCUUACAAACUUUCUCACGUUCACGGCGAAAAUGUAGCCGAGCUGCAAGCAACUUUUUUGCUCAGAGAAUAUUUUCAGAAGUACGCUGAUUAUUUGCAACCGUACCUAACUAUUUUACAAGACUUGAUACCUGCAGUUUCCAAUGGAAAUAUGGCAGGUUUUGAAUUUCGGGAAAUGCAAAAAGAAGUACAGGAAUUAGCGAAUGAUCUGCCGAGAUCAGUAUCUCACGCUCAUGAUUAUGACGUUGCGAACUGUGAUGCAAUAUCGGAAGAUUGCGGAGAGCAACCGUCGAGCUUAUUUGAACUAAGAAACACUACGUCAUUGGAGUUACGUGUAGUUGAAGCUGGUUUAAUACUGAAAAGAGCUAUGCAAACUCAAGCGCCCGGAUUAAUACAAGAUAGAAAAGGAUAUAACCAAAUUCACCUGGCAUGUAUGGUUGGUACAGAAAUGGUGGACUGGCUCCACAAUUUUGUUGUUGAGACAUUGAACUCAAAUGUUUCUUCAUUAACACGAUUACAUAUCAUCGGGAUGUGGCAAGCGCUUCUGGAAUAUGGUAUCAUCUCCCAUGUUUUUAAUUCCUUGUCACCUAUUUUAAUUGAGGCAAGAAGCAUUAUAAAAUUGUCACUUACCGGAAUUGAUUUCAGUAAAAUGAAUGGAGACUUGGGGCUAAUUGAAGGUGGAUUACCGAAAACACCAUACAUCAACGACGUUGCGUCAGCGAUAUUCAGCCUAAGUACAAUUGGACCAGAUGCACUAUUUCGAAUGGUUCUUGAAAAACCGCCUUCUGAGAGAACGGCGGAGGAACUGGAAGUUGUAUAUGAGGAACUUUUGAACAUCAAAGCAUUGGCACAUUUGAGCACGAUGGUGAAACGGGAAUUAGCAGCGGUAAUUCGCUAUGAGCAACAUCAGCAUGCCGGAACAAUCCUUUUUAAACAAGGUGAUCCUGGAAAUUGUUGGUUCAUUAUUCUCAGAGGAUCUGUUAACGUGUGCAUUUAUAAUAAGGGUGUCGUCUGCGUGCUACAAGAAGGUGACGAUUUUGGAAAAUUAGCAUUAGUGAAUGAUGCUCCCCGAGCAGCGACAAUUUCGUUACGUGAAGACAAUGCACAGUUUUUACGGGUUGAUAAAGACGACUUCAAUAGGAUCUUACGAGAUGUUGAGGCAAAUACUGUACGCUUGAAGGAACACGGUCAGGACGUGCUUGUGCUGGAGAAGUUGAACACCAGCUAUAAACAUCGGAUGUAUGCAGAUUCAUUUGUUGGCGAGACGAGUAACCAAGAACAUCAGUGUUGCUAUUCUGUGAUGGCAGGAGUUCCAGAGAAGAUAGUUGAUUAUCUUUUAGAAACUCGAGUUGACGCUCAAAUCAAUGACGGUAGUAUCGAUACAAUUUUGGAAGACUUUCUACUCACACAUUCAAUUUACAUUCCUCCCAAUGUCCUCUGUAAAUACUUAAAGACUUAUUACAUGCAGCAGUCGACAAAUGCGAAUGUUGUUGAAACUGACAUAUCGUACGAUAAUGUUGAUCAUGUAAUAGCUGCGAAACACAGAGUUGUUGCAUUUCUCGAAUUGUGGAUAAACACUCUGGGACUGCAUUUUUUUCUUAAUUCUGCUACCAAUAGUUUUGUUGAGGAACUUUUCUGCUGUGUUUUGGAGGAUAGUAAGUGCCUGGAUGGAAUGCAGUCAGUUUUUCAAAAAAUGUUAGAAAUUAGACAGUUUCGUGAGAACGCAAUGCAAAGUUUAAAUCGACAUCCAACUGUUGUAUUGGAGCGUGGUACAUACAAUGUUGAGGCUCCAGCACCCAAUCCAAUACUUCCCUUUGACACUUGUGAGCAGGUGAUCUAUGUCCUAAAUAGUGCUCCAAUUACUUUAAGUUUACGACUGGAUAAAACGGCAGCAGAAGUGUGCGAACUUGCAAAGACAAAGUUGCACUAUGGUGGACCAAAUGAGGAAUUCCAGUUAGUUGAGGUUAAAAGCAGUGGAGAACGAAUUGUCCUGUCACCCUCAGAAGUUGGUAUUCCAACAAUGUUAUUCCUAAACAGUCGGCUGUAUCUAACAUAUACCGAUAAUGAUUCACAUCUGCCUCCGAUGCCAAGACAGUAUGAACCGGAUCCAGCAUAUUAUUAUUCUACACUUGAAAAUCUCAGCAGUUUAGAAAUUGCUCAUCAGCUUUUCGUCUUUCAUAUGCAGUUAUUUGAAGCUACCAGUGAAAUCGAACUUGUUACACAGGUAUUUGGUCGUAAUCAAUUUCCUGGUUGGAUUCCAGCAAAUUUAGACUUAUUGCUACGACGGUUCAAUGAAGUACAGUUUUGGGCUACAACGGAGGUUCUAUUAGCUCAAGGGCCGUCCAGGCGUCUAGCAACCCUUAAAAAAUUGAUAAAAAUAGCUGCUUAUUCUAAAGAGAAUCGAGACCUAAUGUCACUCUUUGCUAUAACGCUAGGUUUGAGUAAUAUUGCAGUAAGUCGGCUUUCGCAGUUGUGGAAUAAAUUACCGGCAAAACUACGACGACAAUAUGCAGAAUUUGAGGCUUUAUUGGAUCCGUCUCGAAAUCAUCGUGCGUAUCGGAUGUUGGUGGCGAAAAUGGUACCUCCUACAAUACCAUUUGUACCCUUGUUGCUCAAAGAUUUAACAUUCAUUCAUGAAGGAAACAAGACUUUUUUUGGAGAUCUUGUCAACUUUGAAAAAAUGCAGAUGGUAGCACAUAUGUUACGGACUUUUCGGCACUGUAAAGGUGUUUAUCCAGGUAAAGAUUUCAGAGAAAAUUUUUCAGUAUCUUUCGAACAGAGGAGGAUGUUUGAUAUGAAGAAUGCUGUAAGGUAAGA
Messenger RNA from Enterobius vermicularis (human pinworm), 3017 nucleotides. Lineage: Eukaryota; Metazoa; Nematoda; Chromadorea; Rhabditida; Oxyuridae. The record is from the annotation of a GenBank genome assembly.